This is a messenger RNA of Myxocyprinus asiaticus (Chinese sucker), 5360 nucleotides long. RefSeq names its product ELAV like neuron-specific RNA binding protein 4 (gene elavl4). The coding region runs from base 436 to 1671 and encodes 411 amino acids. Gene Ontology annotation, molecular function: RNA binding. Lineage: Eukaryota; Metazoa; Chordata; Actinopteri; Cypriniformes; Catostomidae. The transcript is spliced from 8 exons. The record is from RefSeq and is a predicted model, not a curated record. Gene Ontology annotation, cellular component: ribonucleoprotein complex.
ACUAAGAGCUAUGUUUUGGGAUGGACUAAUCUGCUACAGAGCAGUGUGAGGAUCGGAACGCAUUGUGUGAGCGAGUGUGUGGAGGACAGAUAAGGGAAGAAGCCCGGCAGACCGACUGCUUGUUUUAAUGUGCUGACUCUGGGGAGCUAAAAAAAAAUAUUGACUCUUCAGUCGUGUGCCGUGAGCCAGGGCACAAGCGCCACAUUUAACAGAGGUGCACCAGAAAACAGUGCGCAGGAGAGGAGCAAAUUCAUCCAACUAGACAGCACAUAUAAAGGAUUUCUCUUUCCUUUCUUCUUUUUUUUAAUGUUCAUUUUUCUGUCUUUUUUUCCUCGGGACUGACUCCCAUUUCCUGUAAAGAAAAAGAAGCCGUAGAGCCACAAAGCAAAUACAAUAAAGCAAGCCGGGCGACAAGAACCAAAUCACGUCAACAAGAUGUUUGAAAUCAGCCGAACACUGAACGCUGCUUUGUUGAGCAAUGAGGGAUCGACAGAGACUCAGUGGCGUCAGGCAGACCUGCCGCAGCUCCAGGGCUGGGCUGAGAAGGGACUGCUGACACAGCCAAAGAUGAUAAUCAGCAACAUGGAGCCUCAGGUGACGAAUGGGCCAAACUCCACCACGGCCAACGGGCCCUCCAGCAACAGCCGCAGCUGCCCCUCGCCCAUGCAGACCGGUGGCUCUAAUGACGACAGCAAGACCAACCUCAUCGUCAACUACUUACCCCAGAACAUGACCCAGGAAGAGUUCCGCAGCCUCUUUGGCAGCAUUGGCGAGAUUGAGUCCUGCAAGCUGGUUCGAGACAAAAUUACAGGGCAGAGUCUUGGCUAUGGUUUUGUCAACUAUAUUGACCCAAAAGAUGCAGAGAAAGCCAUCAACACGUUAAAUGGACUCAGACUUCAGACCAAAACUAUUAAGGUGUCAUAUGCACGGCCCAGUUCAGCUUCUAUUCGUGACGCUAACCUAUACGUGAGUGGGCUGCCCAAGACCAUGACCCAGAAGGAGCUGGAACAGCUCUUCUCUCAGUACGGACGGAUAAUCACCUCCCGCAUUCUCGUCGAUCAGGUCACAGGCCCCACAGGUGGCUCGCGAGGUGUGGGCUUCAUUCGCUUUGAUAAGAGGAUAGAAGCUGAGGAAGCCAUCAAGGGUCUGAAUGGACAGAAGCCCUCCGGAGCUGCUGAGCCAAUCACGGUGAAGUUUGCCAACAACCCCAGCCAGAAGACCAGUCAGGCACUACUGUCGCAGCUGUACCAGUCCCCCAACCGACGCUACCCUGGACCCCUCCACCACCAAGCGCAGCGGUUCAGGCUGGACAAUUUGCUUAAUAUGGCCUAUGGCGUUAAGAGGUUCUCUCCCAUCACUAUUGACAGCAUGACCAGUCUAGUAGGGAUGAAUAUCCCAGGUCACACAGGAACGGGCUGGUGUAUCUUCGUCUACAACCUGUCGCCAGACUCAGACGAGAGUGUUCUGUGGCAGCUCUUCGGACCAUUCGGCGCCGUCAACAACGUCAAGGUGAUCCGCGACUUCAACACCAACAAGUGCAAGGGGUUCGGUUUCGUCACCAUGACGAACUACGACGAAGCGGCCAUGGCCAUCGCCAGUCUGAAUGGGUAUCGGUUGGGUGACCGAGUCUUGCAGGUGUCUUUCAAGACCAACAAGACCCACAAGUCCUGAACUCCCUUCCUAUCACUUGCGUAGCUCCUAACAGCUCCUCUAUUACUAAAACCCACCGCUGCCCACUCAGCUACUCAAAACAGGAACGCACCCAAUCAACAAACCCACAAAAAAGAACUGGAUAUGGCUUAUAAUAUAACUUUGGACCUAUAAGCCAAUGCUGCCUAAGUAUUACAAAAUGACAAAUUGAGAAUAUUCAUUAUUUGGAGACCCUGGAAGUGGUACAGGGAUUCUGUUAUAUAUCUUCUGAGUUCUUGUGGUUGUUUUCUUUUCUUUUUUUCUUUUUUUUUUCUCUGUAAACAGUAGCAAAACCAGACCGCCCUUAUUUUGAAGGAGAAAAUGUCCUUCUUUAGAUCAAACUCUCUUGGUCUCGAUUCAGGAUUUAUUCUUUCUUUCUUAAAUCCGGAUCCACUGUCGUUAGAAUAACACCUCCCUGGUAAGAGAACGGGAGGGGGCUCUUUUUAAAAAUCAGUGAUCAUUCAUUCAUUUGUUUUGAUGUAAAUUGUUAGAAAUCCCCCAAAUUAUUUGACAGGGAUGACGCCAUCCCUUUUCUCUAAUGCAGAAGAUGUUUCUAGCAUAGUUUUGGUUUUGUACUACAAGCAAAACACAUGUCUGUCCUCACGGGGGAUAAGGGGGAGGGGAGAGGGAAGGGAUGGGUAAGCACUCCUGAUGACACGUUACGUACAACAAAAAACCUACACACACACUGUUGCCAAAGAGAAAAUCUCUUUGCUUGAAAAUGCGUUUAGAAAAAAUGAAAAAAUAAAGAGAAAGAAGAUCUAUUUUUAUAACUAAUGAUUCAAAUAAUUAUUGAAGAAUUUUUACAAGAAUCUGGAUUUGAAAAAAGAGAAAAAUAUUUUGACUGGCUAAUUAGGGAUAGGGGAGGGGUCAGGUGCCACCUUGUCUUGUUCGUUCUGCCGUGGUACUUUUUAGGAUCAAAGGUUGUUUGUUUUUCGGGGAGAACCGGAUUGGAAAUGGUUUUGUAGAUUAAAGAAUUUAUCAAGGGAUGCAAAUUCAGGCUGGUAAUUUUUCAUAGCAGUAAUUACUCCACAGCGAUACCCAAUAGGAGAGGGAUUCUUCCCAGGCCGAUCACAUCUUCACAGUCAAGAGCCCAAAGCAAGGCCACUCAUCAUCCACUCAUUUUAUUUAGACCAUCAGUCUUUGGGAUAUAAGUAAUAAAGACAUAUGUAUACACACACACUUAUCCAUUGGGAAAGCAUACAUGAUUGCGUUUCGUUUGCUCUAAUUUUGUGAUAUUGCAUUUGAGAUGUACUUCCUUUAGCGAUCAACAGUAGGUGCUAUAUUACAUGGUUCACAUAUCUUAAAUAUCCAACUUUGUUGUUCUUCGUGUUGUUUAGAGAGAAAAAAAAGAAAAUUUUGAUGUUGGCAUUAUAUUAAGCUGCUGUUUUAUCUUUUUUGUUUUGUUGUUGUUUACUUUGAUUGUCGGCCCCCAUCUGGUCCCCCAGAUAAACAAAUUUGGGCCUUGUAGAAUCACUUGACGAGUUUUCUUUGGCUUGCUUACUUCUAGGUUAUUUGCUGAGUGUACAGCAUUUGUCGAAAUUCAGCGAUAAUUAGCUAGUUUUGUUAGUCUAGUAUUCGUUUCCUCAAAGGAUCUAUUACAACUGUGUCUUUCUUUGUUGUGUACAAAUAGAUGAUAUAUAGUCAACAUUUUUUGUUCCGAUAUCUAUAUCUAUCUGAGUUGUCCUGCUUUUUGUUUGGGAUUGUCUUUUUUCAUAUGAAAACUUUAUGAAGUGAUGGUUCAGUUACUUAGAAAACUCGUGAGGAAUCCUGUUUAAUAUGUUGUCAUGUCGCUUGUGAAGAUAAAGAAAAAAAAUCAAGAAAAAAAAAUAAUUGAAAAUUUGGAUCGAUUUAUUUGAUUUACCGCCGCAGCAAAAGAAAUCGAACAAAAAGCUUCUUGAGAAAAUCUGUAUUUAUUUAUUGAUUGAUUGAUUGUUUCAUUGAUUAAAUUAUUUAUUUAUCUCGAUUAUUUAUUUAUUCGUUCGUUUCUUAUGUUGUCUGUGUUUUUGCGUGAUUCUGGUACAGGGAUGGGGGGUCUUUCUGAGCUAAAGGGAACAAAUGACUAGGGGAGACGCUCUUCCAUUAGUCCUGUGCACUGAGAAAUUUUAGUACGUUUGUGCUUUGUACCAAUAUAUCAAAAUUACAAUAUAAAAAAAUUUAAAAGUCAAAAACGAAAAAAAUGUCAAGAGGGUUGGUGAGGCUCUUCCCUUAUUAAUAGAAACAGUUACUCGCUAUGCAUAACCUAGCCGAUAGUUCAAUUUGCUAUUGCUUUUUUCUUGUCUUGUUAAACAUAAAUCUUUAAAUCUUUUUCAAUAAAGUUUAGUCUUAAUAGAAUGUUAUAACAGUUGUUCUGGUUCAAUAUAACCUGUGAUAAGUUUGUGUAGUUUAAAAGCCACUUCCCGUCCUCCCUCCACACACUACCGUUGCUUUGUGAUUAAACUUUAUGCAAAAAUGUGGGUCUGAAAUGUAGUUUCUCAUGGAUCUCUACCACAUUAAUGUCAGGCUUUGCAGCCCUAAUUUGAUCAAUAUGUGUCCGUAUUGUUUUAGUAUUAUUCAUUGCAUUUGAAAUGUAACCUUCAUGUAAAUGACUUCUGCCAUACUCCAAAAAAAAGUUGUUGACUCUGAUUGUACUGGUUGAAGAAAAAAGAAAUAGCUACAGAAGAUACUAUUUGAUAGAUGACACCUGUUAUAUAUUUUCUAAGAUAUAGUCUAUUUUAAGAGGUAAAUUUCCUGAAUGGAGAGCUCAGCUCAUGUUGAGAUAAGACCGGUGUGAAAGCUGGAGAACUAAAGAAAAUCACGCAGAUACUGUAUGUUCAUGAACAGUCUUACAUUCCUCCACCUCCUCAACAACACCUAUAAUGUCAUCCAUCCUUCCACUGCUCCGUCUCUAGGGGCGGCGGCACAGCCCUUCUCAAACCCCGCUGCGGCUGGGAGUUUGAAUUAUGCAAUGACCCCAGUAGAAUGUUGUUCUAAUGAACAAAUUUCCUACAUUAUGUCCUCCUCUUUUGGUUAAUGGCAUCACCCUCUGCGUGUCUGAGCACCAAUGGCUGUAAGGGAACAAGUUUAGGAUGCGUCUGUCUGUGCGUGUGUGUGUGCGUGUGUGUGUGUGUGUGCAUGCGAGUGUUUGAGAGAGUUUGUGGGGGUAUUUGAAACAUGGGUCCAUGCCUUUACAGUGUGUGCCCAAAUUGCAGCGUCUCUCCCCCUGUAGCGCCUUAUAGUGGUAGCCUGCCAAUAGGAACCCAUAAGCCAGUAGUGUAGGAGGGAAGGCAAAGUGAGGAACAAGGCUCUUGUCAUAAUUUAUUUUCUCCUGAAAUGUGUUUGUUUACUAUCUGAAAAAUCUAUAAAUCUUUUAAGACAAAAAAGAUGAAAAAAAAAAAAAUUCACCGGACCAAGCUGGUCUCUCCUACUUACGUUAUUACUUAUCUAUCGAUUAUUGAUUAUUGUUACUAUGAUUAAUAUUAUUCUCAUUAUCCUUAUUCUUAUUACCAAUCAAAUUACUGCGAUGAAUGACUUCAUGUUAUCCUUGCUAGUUUAGGUCAUUUCUGAAACUGGAAACAAAAUAUGGAAAAAAAGUACUUGCUGUAAAUGUUUUUUUCUUUUUCAUAAAACUGUUGUGUUUGAAUUAUUUGUACUUUUGAAUGUUGGGACAAUAAAAUAAGAUGUGGAAAGUU